Messenger RNA from Corticium candelabrum, 5471 nucleotides. Its product is annotated as mediator of RNA polymerase II transcription subunit 14-like. The transcript is spliced from 34 exons. The coding region runs from base 12 to 5150 and encodes 1712 amino acids. The record is from RefSeq and is a predicted model, not a curated record. Gene Ontology annotation, molecular function: transcription coregulator activity. Lineage: Eukaryota; Metazoa; Porifera; Homoscleromorpha; Homosclerophorida; Plakinidae. Gene Ontology annotation, cellular component: core mediator complex; mediator complex. Gene Ontology annotation, biological process: regulation of transcription by RNA polymerase II.
AUGCGUAGAAAAUGGGCGAUUCCGGAUCGUCCUGUACACGUCUUCCUCUGCUGAUCGACUUUCUAUUACAGAAGACGUAUCAUGACUUGACAGUACUAUCAGAAUUAUUGGGCAGGAAAUCAGAUGUGGAAAGGAAGAUCGAAAUUGUAAAGUUUGCAAGCAAAACGAGACAGCAGUUUAUCAGUUUGUUGGCCGUGGUCAAAUGGGCGGCGUCUGCUGACAAAGUCGACAAAUGUCAGGAAAUUGCUCAACAACUUGAACGGAAAUCUUUUCUGUUUGUCGAUACUGCAGAUCAACUGUACAGACUGUCCCGUGAAGUCUUACCCAAUGCAAAAUUGCCUAACUUUGCCAUUCCUGCUGCUGCAGAAGUCUUAACAACCGGCAUGUACUCUCGCCUCCCAAUGUGCAUCAAGGAGAAAAUAAUUCCUCCUUCUCCUAUCACACCUGAACAAACUCUAGACAGUCUAAGUGAACUGGAUCACUUGAUACAACAAAGACUUGUUUCUACCAACGUUCCUAAACCACUUCAGAAUCUGCAAGUUGCUGAUGGCCGGGUGAAGUUCCAUGUUGAUGAUGAGUUUGAAGUUAUGCUUACAGUAAUGGCUGAUGAUGACACUAUUCCAUGGCGUCUUCUUGAGUUAAAAAUACUCGUGGAAGAUCUAGAUGUGGGAGAUCAAAAGCCUCUUGUUCAUCAAAUGCAGCUUAAGUUUCUUCAUCAGCUCAUCCAAUCACGACUUUUCACAGAUUCUGAUGAACUGUUGGAUAUGUACACUUGUCUGCAUGCUUUUUGUAUGUCUCUACAGCUAGAAGUUUUGCAUGCUCAGGGUCAGCGGCUUGUCAUUCAGAGGUGGGGAGAUGACGUGAAAGUGAAGGAUUACGAAUAUGGAAAGUCAUUUUCUGUGGAAUAUUGGGGUAUUUCUUCAUCAGCAGUCAAGUCAAGCUCAUCAGCAAACUCGGAAUGCAAGCUGACAAUUUAUGUUGAUGACACAGGCUCGGCGGCUGGCUUAAAAGUAAAACAUUCUCCACAACUGCCUCGUUAUGGUCAAUCGUCUCCAGUCACGCAGUCAACACCCACUCACGUGAGAGUUCAUAAUAAGUGUCUCUCCCUUGAACAGCUACUGCAUGACACUGUUGCAUCACGAUGUGCUGAUCAGCUGUUGUACCUUAAGCAGAAGCUGGAGACGUCGUGUCCUGGCCUAACAACUACAUUUAUGAUGGUUGAAUCAAGCUUGCUUGUUAUCAAGUGGAAGCCUCUCUAUCAAGAGUUAUGCAGUCUCACCAUUAGUGUCAGUUUACGAACAGGACGGUAUCAGGUAAAACUGACUGGAGAGGGGAUUGUGCUAACCGAACAGCAAACAGAAGUGGAUCUUAAUGGAUUAGAAGCUGUGCUCAAUGGUGAUAGCAAAGACUCUGUAAAGAAAGUGCUCAUGCAGCUCAGGUGUCAAUUGACAUUACUCUCAGAGAAAGAGGCAGUCAGUGAACAGUUUGUUAAUGUCAUUACUUCGUUGCCUGUUGUGAAUAUGAAAGGCCACAGUCUUGCUCAGAUUGGUCUUCAUCGACUGUUCUUUCAGUUGAGAAGCUAUCGUAGUUCUUGCAUUGUGGUUGAAGUUUGCAAUACUCAUGAUGACAGUUUCUGCUCACCAGUCCAAACCAGAUAUUACCUUUUGCAGAUCCAGCCAUGUCAACUGCCAUUUGACAAACAAACUGUCAUACUAAGUGGAGAAUCUCAAGAGGAAUGUCUUGGUGUCAGUUGGGAAGAGGCAUUGUUUUUCAAAGCAGGCAUGAUGAAAAGGCUCUGCCCAUUAGCAUCUGGUAUGAAAGAGGAUCAAAGUGAAAUCCAAGGGGAAUGUAUGUCUCCGCUACCACAACUGGUUGCGACUGUUGAUGAGUAUCUGCCGUUUGUCGCCCUGUGUGAAGAGCUAGCAGAGUAUGGCAUAACACACAGUGGCAUUGAAAAAGAGAGAUACGCUUUUCCUGUUAUCAGACUCACACAGAUACCAGUCAAGGACAGUGAAGGAGUUGUAUCUGCUUUGGAGGAUGCGCUGGAAAAUUGCGUUGUGAGAUAUCUUCCAGAGAAACCUGACACGUGGGUAUUUGAGGUAACAAUGGGCAGCUGUCCUCUCAAGGUCAAACAUAAGCAAGAACAAUGCCAUUAUGCUAUUUUCACUUACGAUGCAGAAGUGAUAACAGAGGGUGUCAAGCCUGUUUCCUGGUUUAUCUCACAGUGGCAAGCUGUUGCCAAACUUUAUGGUCCUGUGCUAGAGUUGGCAUGCUAUUUGCAAGAUAAGAGUGUGGACACUGCUGAUGUUUGUUCUGUUGAGGAGUAUGACUACAAAAAGUUGACAGUCUCGUAUGGGCCAGACAGACAAUUUAAAGUGUCUAUUUGGUGGGAUCAGGUAGCGGGAAUUUUUCAGUUGCAGUUUGGAAGUUGUCAUGGAAUUAAGAUGCCGAAUCCUCAUAAACGUGCUUCAGUUUAUUUGCAGAAAACAUUUAAUACAACCAAGUGUAUUCCAUUGCUAUUAAAGGGCCUACAUCAUACCCUUGUGACAUAUUUGGCAAUUGAUGCACUCUUGACUGAUAAACCACAACUAGGAGUCACCGCAGAGCAGAGUCAGAUGAUUCCUCAUAGAAAUUUUACAGUUCUUUUUCGCUCUCCAUCCCACUUCCUGCUUGUCUAUAGGAAGCAGUAUGCCAUUGAUGUGCAAUGUAAAACCAAUCAGCUAGUUGUUAUUCGAGAUGGUGCAUAUAGUCAGUUCGAUGCAACACGUGUCAUAGAUGGUUUGUCAACGAUUCAGUGCUUUAAAAGUUUCUUGCUUAACUUUACUGAGCUAUGUCAACUGCAGCAGGUUGCACUUGCUGUAUCUACUAAGUCUAGUAUGGAGUCACCCAUGCCACCACUAUCUUCUCGCAUUGUGACUCCAUCAGCAACCACUAUGCCAUUCUUUCCUACCCUUCCUGCUUCAUCACGAGGUGGUAGUAUUGGUGCGGAUUCCAGGCACUCAAGUCAAGCACCAAGUCCUCAAAAUGAUGAGCAGAAGGCACAGCAGAAUGACAAUGAAAAGGUGGAAACAAAUAAGGAGGCACCUGCCAUGUCCAUGGAAGGGACACAAGAGGAUACUUUGCAGAGACUUGUAGAAGAAAGCCCAGUUUCUUCUGUGGCCAGAGAAUUGACAGACAGUGAGCAAAAUUCUGAUCUAUCACUAACACCUGUAACUAAUGUGACAGGCAAUGCUAGUGAUGGCCCAUGUUCCAGCAUGAAUCCAGGUAAUCUGUUUGACUCAUCUUUAAAUCCAAUGACUUCACCAGUGCCACCUAGCACCGUAAUGGAUCCGUCUUUGAGUAGCUUCCAUGGUAUGUCCAGAGAUCUUUCAGAGAUGGUAGAUUUAACAGGCUCUCCUGGCUUUUUGCAUGGGCUUCCUUCAUCAUCAUCACCAGGCAGUAUGCUGCUUAGUGGACCUUCAGGUAUGUUUAUGUCGUCUGCCCAUUCACCUCAUACUGACUUAAUGAUGACAAUGACUAACCCAACAACUCCACUGGACAUUAUGGAUCCAUUAGGAAUGGGAGACAUGAUAGCAACAGGUGCAGAAACCCCAGAGUUGCCAACUCUAACUUGGGAUACAACACCACCUGUCAGUCAACCGGAAUUUUUUCAAGCAAUUGAGAUGUAUUCAAAUCCUGGGUACAAUGGGCAGACACUGGGAUCAAUGUCUAGCAAGAUGGUCAUCGAUUCAGAUGAAAUGGGAUUGGGUGUUAGCAGCUUGGAGGCUGUGACUGCUGAUGAAUCUGGGUAUGUUAUAAACACAACAAUGACCAUGGCACAGACUAUUGGUACAUUGACUGACCUUCCAUCAAUACCAAGCCUUGGAAGCAGUAUUGGCAUACAAACUGAUGAGUAUGCUAUGGACACUACAACAGGAGGUACUGAGUCUGCUGAUAAGAUUGAUGAUCAACCCACACCUGAUCUUACAAUGCUACCAUCUCUUCCUCCUCCAGAAGCAACUCCACCUGGUCCUACACCACCAUGUCCAGUUUCUCAACAGGCUGUAAUGUUCAUGUCACCUGGUGAUGGCGAAAGUUCAUUAGAUUCUCCAGCUAAUCAACAAGAAGAGGAGGAGGAAGAGUCUGAAGAAAAGCAAGAAACUCAACAUCAGACAAGGCAAAGAGAUCAGCCAGGAUCAUCUAUGCUGUUUCCUUCUCUCAAAAACUAUUUGGCACAACAGCAGAUGCAAACGGAGGGAUGGGCUGCAGCGUGUCCUGCACCAGUUCAUGAGGAUGUAUUUUACUCGUUAGUGAAACCAAGGGUCUUGACAAGCACAACAACAAGGGUUUUGAAGAAACCGUUCUAUACAGCAGACAAGACAUUUGAAGACAGCUUGCUAGUGUCUCCGCUGGAAUGUUUUCUUGGUUCUGUGUAUCUCAUGCAUCGUCUUACUCAGACUCUUUUGGAACUGGGCGUACCUGUUAACAUCAUCUCAAGUGACCAGAAUAGCAUUGUAUUUCAAAUUGGUAGUCUCAAUUGCACAGCUGAGGUCAAUACAGCCUCAAAUGAUUACAAUUUACAUCUAAAGUUGGUGCCAAGAGAAGAAACAGCCACGGAAAUUCUUGACAAUUCAACACUUCUUUGCUUAGGGAAGUUCUUCAGCUAUAAAGUUGCUUGUCCUCCUUACUCUGUGGAAACUCUAAAAGGUUUCUUGCGGCUACUAGGAACGCCACCAACUCUUCUCAAAGACUGCACCAAUAUUGUGGAGAUGGAGCUGAAUCCGCUGCCAUCAUACAAAUGGAAGGUUGAAGUAUGUCUCGUCGUUCCUCCCGGCUUCAGGGGUUUACCUCAGGGAACUGUUGCAGGGAGUUGUGGCGUCGUCUAUAUUAGAUCACGGCUUCUUCUGUUGAUACGUUUGGUCAGCACUCACACUGUCAAGCAAUCUAUUGUAUUACCUCUGUUGUAUAAUCCAACAUCUAAUGAAACACAGCUGGUGCCAACCAACAGACCAAUGGGGAGAACAUAUGAAGCUGCAGCUAGGCUUGUAACUGCAUUUCAAGAGCGGUCUAGACAACAAGGGUCUUCAGAAGCUCCUACAUUGUACAGAACCUUGAAGUCUUUAGUGGUAAAUUUAGAAAUAGCAGAUGACAUUGCAGCAAGGAGUUACUAGAAUUUGUACGAAAAGCAGCUGUAAGAAAUACACGCACUUAUGACCAACUACCCGCCUUUCUAGUUGCAGCAAUUGUGUUGCAUUAUAGAACAGAAAUGACUGCCUGUCUUGAAGUUGUACUGUACUGGUAUAUUUUUCGAGUGUUCUGGUAUGCUCUUCCUGUUGAGCAAUUACUUACUACUAAUUAUUUGUAAUCCAGUGUACUGACUAUCAGACAAACAAAUGGGAAUUUUAAAGGAGUGACAAGCAGUGUUAUUGAUUUGGCAUUGACCAAUUACAAACCUAUGGUGUUGUGUUUUGGAGCUAAAUCUGUUGUAGGUA